Molecule: messenger RNA, 243 nt
Organism: Linum trigynum
Lineage: Eukaryota; Viridiplantae; Streptophyta; Magnoliopsida; Malpighiales; Linaceae
Source: the annotation of a GenBank genome assembly
AUGAGAUGGGAUUGCUAUCCUAGAGAAGGGUGGGAAACUGGUCUGCAGGAGGCAGUGGAGAAAUUGCAAGGCUGUUGUGUGGGGAGGGUGUUGUGGCGGGAGAGAUGCUGCAGAGUGUAUAGUAAGAAGUCAGUUGAAGUAAAGGAUCUAAUUGAUAAGCUGAGGCAUAUAAUGGAGGCGAUGGUGCUGGGCAAUCUGAAGUUCGGAUUAGCUGUAGAGAAGAGGAAACUUUGGUUCAUGUAA